Molecule: messenger RNA, 1784 nt
Organism: Asterias rubens (European starfish)
Lineage: Eukaryota; Metazoa; Echinodermata; Asteroidea; Forcipulatida; Asteriidae
Product: lactadherin-like
Exons: 3
Coding region: 1-768 (255 amino acids)
Source: RefSeq, a predicted model, not a curated record
AUGGAAGACGGCAGCAUCACUGACUCUCAAAUUACAGCAUCAAGUUUCCACAAAGCACCAGCAGAGCGGCCACCUGAUAACUGUAAGCCAAAGAACGGGCGUCUUAACCAGAAAGGAAACGAAGGGGUCGUAGGAGGCUGGUGUCCGGCAGAAAGCGACCGCCAAACACCCUGGUUUCAAGUGGAUUUGAGGACAACGAAUCAGGUUGAAGGUGUCAUUAUACAAGGCAGCACGGAUCCAUUGAAUUCGUACAAGGACUGGGUCACACAUUACAAAGUGAGCUACAGCGAUGAUCAGCGGACAUGGCAUUACGCCGGUGGAUCAUCUUUGCAGACAGCAAAAGUGUUUCGAGGAAACGUCGACGAUGUGGCAGCAGUUACAAGCAUAUUUCAGAGGCCCAUACGUGCACGGUACGUUCGCAUUCUACCUACUCGGUAUAAAGAAUGGCCAUCGAUGCGCAUCGAGCUUAUUGGCUGCAAAGAUGAUGUUCUUGAUUUGAUAAACAACAGGCCAUUCUCAACCUACGACCACGACAACGAUGGUGAUGCUGCUAACUGUGCUGGUCUGCUGGAGGGAGGUUGGUGGUUUGACCUUUGUUCUGGUGUCCCUUUAUACAGUGGUUACCAUGAGAAGGUUGUGGAAAGCAACCUAAAUGGCGACUAUUCGCAUUACGUCGAUUCGAUUAACGAGUAUCGCGGUAUGCGUUGGAGUACUUGGGAAGGAAGACAUAUUGUGAAGAGUGAAAUGAGGAUGCGUCGUGAAGGCUGAUUUUCACCCACUCGGCCUAUAUACAUUUACUUGAUAUUUAGAUAUUACAAUAAACAUUUAUAUAUAAUAUAUAAAAUGUAAGACAUAUUAAUUGUUAGUAAUUUUUCGCAGGAAAAAAUGUCCUGGCCAUGACAGUGCCUCUCGGAGAUUUUAAUAUGGCCACUAAAAUUGCAGCCAUAUCACCAAAACGGUGACAAUAGAGUAAAAACAAAUGACAUUGCGUGCAUCGCUUACGCUUACAUGAACAACAAAUAUUUGGCAGAUACUGUUAGAUUUGUUGCAAAUCAUUAUUAACAUUUCACUAAACAGUUAAUUUCGAAAUAAGUUUGAGUUUCUACUAUGUCCGUUAUGAUAUUGGAUACUGUUAUACAUGUAUAUAUUCAUCAACACUUUAUAUUUGACAUUGGGUUUUUUUGUAUGAAUAUUGACUGAAAUUUACAUAGCAAACUUAGUUUGGGAGGCACAAAAGUUUCUGAUUAGUUUCUGAUCAUUAACUCUACAACAGACUUCCUUUUCCAAGUUUAUUCGAUCGAAACGCACACUGAUAUUUACACAUUUUACAUCAAACUAUUGUAUCCUUGUUAAAAUAAGAACUGUGAUAAUUUGUACAAAAGUGAUUUUAAAACUGUUAAACUUUAGUAAACAACAUGUACAGUAAAGGUCUGAAGGAUAACCUUCAAUAUUUAUACACAAGACUCACUUUUCCAUAAUUUAGAAAGACCAAGAAAACGUUUUCUAAAGGCAUGUUGAUUCUUUUGAAAUCCUGAUUGAUAAACUGACAACUAGGUUGUUAAUGUUUUGUAUGGUAUAAUCAUAAGGAAGGGUACAUGUAAAUCUGUAAGAGUUUUAGGGCUAACGUGAACAACGAGGGGUUGGAAAUGGUGUUAUUCCGAUCUACACAAUGUAGCUUUUAACAAAAGUCACCCCUUUCAUUGUGCUUACAAGAGCUACACAUGGGGUAAAUCUUAGGCAGGAACUGUAAAAAAAAAAAUUGUAUGUUAUUUUAAACACCAAAA